Molecule: messenger RNA, 2944 nt
Organism: Fopius arisanus
Lineage: Eukaryota; Metazoa; Arthropoda; Insecta; Hymenoptera; Braconidae
Product: paired box protein Pax-6
Exons: 9
Coding region: 93-1688 (531 amino acids)
Biological process (GO): regulation of transcription by RNA polymerase II; anatomical structure development
Molecular function (GO): RNA polymerase II cis-regulatory region sequence-specific DNA binding; DNA-binding transcription factor activity, RNA polymerase II-specific
Source: RefSeq, a predicted model, not a curated record
GCCCGAAGAUUCUGCCUUCGCAGCAAUUGGGCGCUGCGGUCGCUCCAUGGCCGGGCGCGACUGGCCUCCUGGCCUCUGUUACCGCUGACGAUAUGGCACAUAAAGGUCACAGUGGUGUGAAUCAGCUGGGCGGUGUCUUCGUCGGUGGUCGGCCGCUCCCGGACUCAACGCGACAGAAAAUUGUCGAGUUGGCGCACUCGGGCGCACGUCCCUGUGACAUCUCGAGGAUACUCCAAGUCAGCAAUGGUUGUGUCUCCAAGAUACUCGGAAGGUAUUACGAAACGGGCUCGAUACGACCGAGGGCAAUAGGUGGUAGUAAGCCCCGAGUAGCAACAGCCGAAGUAGUUGGUAAAAUUUCCAUGUACAAGAGUGAAUGUCCAUCGAUAUUCGCAUGGGAAAUACGUGACCGACUCCUCCAAGAGGGCGUAUGCACCAACGACAACAUACCGAGUGUGUCGUCCAUCAACAGGGUACUGAGAAAUCUAGCUGCCCAGAAAGAGCAGCGACAACAGCACCAGCAGCAGCACAAUCCCCAGCAGCAACAGGGGGUUGGAGUUGGUGCUGGAAGUCCUUCUGAUAGUGUUUAUGAUAAGCUGAGGCUGCUUAAUGGACAAACCACUGGAUGGCCAAGGCCCAAUCCCUGGUAUCCAACUGGCGCUGGAAGUCCUUUUCCAUCUCUCCAACCUUCGCUGAGUCCAAGUCACUGUACAGCAUUGCCACCGGAUCCAUCGGACAUUUUGCACGCGAAAAAAGUGGCGGAGUUGGAAGGCGGUGCUCACUCAGACGAAACCAACAGCGGUGGUGAUAACAGCAAUGCCGGUAGUGUAUCCGGUGGUGGUGAUGAUGAUCAAGCUAGACUCAGAUUAAAACGCAAACUCCAGCGAAAUCGUACGAGUUUUACCAACGAGCAGAUCGACGCCCUAGAGAAAGAAUUCGAGAGAACGCACUAUCCGGAUGUCUUCGCCAGGGAGAGAUUAGCUGGAAAAAUUGGCCUCCCCGAGGCGCGAAUACAGGUAUGGUUUUCGAAUCGACGCGCAAAGUGGCGACGAGAGGAGAAACUCAGGACACAGAGGAGGGACAACGGUGGACAACAAUCGAGUCAGCAGCAACAGCCAUCUCAACAGCAACCACAGCACACUGGUGGUGUUAGUCUUGGACAUCCAACACCACCACCAUCGAUUCUCGGUGGUCAAGCACCUCCACAGGGGCCACCUUCACCACCAAGAAUUCAUCAUGGAUUCGCUCCCACCGCUGUUUACCCGGGGAUUCCCAGCAUGCCAGAUUCCUACAGUCCCAUGACGUCGAUGCCGAGCUUCACGAUGUCCGGACAGCAGAGCCAGCAACACACCACCAGCAUGUCCUCCCUGUCGUCGGGUGGAAUGGGUCCAAUGGGAAUGACAGUGGGUAUGACAGUGGGACCGAGUCCAGCUGCGUGUCUUCAUCAACGUGACAACGGCUACUCUUGCGGUGUUGCACGACCCCCCAGCUACGAACCCCUGCAUCUUGGCUACGGUGGACGUCCAUCAUGCAGUCCAACUCAACCCUAUCACACCACUGGCUUGAAUCAAUACAAUCAGAAUGCCAGCUCGACUGGAUUGAUAUCACCAGGGGUGAGUGUACCAAUAGCUGUGCCAGGUCAACCAGCACCGGAUAUGGCAGCCCAGUACUGGUCCCCGAGGUUGCAGUGACCGUGGUGAUCGUCCACGUCGACGUCAUAACCAACACCCACCAAAUGAUAAAAAGGUCCUCGUGUGUCGAUCUCUAUCACCUGUACUGCCACCCUCGAUUAUAAAAAUGAAAAUAUACAAAAAAUCGUCUCUUAAGCGUCAAGUCAUGAGAGCAUCGUUAAGUUUGUUAUCACAAGAAUCAUUUAGUAAAUAAUAAUUUCACUCGUAGAUAAACCUGGAGGUAGGUAAAUCAAAGAAUUAUUCGAAAUGAAGAGAACUUAGGUGUUAAGUCGAUAUUAGUACUAUUUAUAUAUUCGUGUAACGAGAGAAAGUGAUGAGAAAAUUGAAGGAAAUCGGUCGGUGAAUGUCGUGUGUGCACAUCCUCAAUUUUUCCACGUCUCUUUUUUCAUUGCACAUGGCGAAUUAUUUGUUGGAAAAUUUACCCGGUUUUUUAGUAAUUAACUUGCAAUAACAAACGAAAAAUCUGAUAAUCUCCACUAGACUCAUUAUUUUUCAAUUAAAAUAUGAGGGUAAAAAUUACCACAGAUCACAAUAAGUUGACCUAUAAAUUCCUCACCACGCACUUAAUUACGAGAAUGACAGGAUAAAGAUGGCAAGCCAAUUUGAUUGAACGCCGAUUCGCUAUUAUAUAAAUAAUUACAUGUCUCUAUUGUAUAUGAUCACCCGUGAGUUUGAAUUAAUUGUGGAAUAAAAAAGGUGGAGAGAAUAAAAAUCAAGAGAAUGAAGGAGAAAAAAUUAUAAAUAAAUUGACCGAAUUGUGAUUUCUCUUUUAGGCCAGACUAAUGUUUUAAGCGUACAAUUAUACGAUUCUAAAUAAAAUAUAGAUAGCGUGUGCUUUAAUCAGAGUUAAAGAGAACCCUUCUUCACCGUCCUUUACUGUCCAGUGAGUGAUCCCUCGUGCAAGAUGCGAAAAUAAAACUAGUGAUUAAGUAAAUAAAACUUACCUUUGAGUUUCUCAGAUAAAUGAGGAAUCAUGUAUCAUAGACAUCUAAAGAAAUAUCAUUGAAAAAUGUAACAAUCUUAUAUUUCAUUGAACAAUAAUUCCCCGUUAAAUCACUCUGAAUUGUUCUCAAUGUCUCCUGUGACGCCAGCAGUUCCAGAUCAUCCACUGAAUCUCAAUUUUCUUUCAAGGCAAUUGUUCAUAUGUGAGAGACUAAAUCUAAGAAUUGAAUUGCAUUAAAUUUAUUACACAACUAAGUCUAAUUUUUCUUUUAUUCAAUUGUUGCAUUUUCCGAAUACUUGAAAGAGCGUCCGCA